AUGGCCUCCCGUGCCCUUGUCUCGGGUCGACCCAGGUCCCUCCCUCCCCUUCCUCCGGGGCCUGCCCCCACCUGUGUUCCUUGUGUCGAGGGCCGGCAGCGCGCCGCCCCUCACUCCUCCUCGUUUCCUCCGACUGAGGCCCCUCUGCAGACUCUUCACAUGGACGUGUGGGGCCCAGCCCGCGUCCGUGGACAGGGUCACGAGCGCUACUUCCUCCUGGUCGUUGACGACUACUCGCGUUACACCACAGUCUUCCCCUUGCGCAGCAAGGGUGAGGUCACUGAGGUGUUGAUCGUUUGGAUCCGCGGUGCUCGUCGCCAGCUCAGUGAGAGUUUCGGCUCAGACCUUCCUGUUCUGCACCUGCACUCGGACAGAGGCGGGGAGUUUUCCUCCGACCUCCUGAGGGCCUUCCGUCGUUCGGAGGGCAUUCGCCAGACGUUCACGCUUCCGGCCUCCCCGCAGCAAAAUGGGAUUGCUGAGCGCCGCAUUGGCAUGGUCAUGGACGUCGCUCGUACGUCCAUGAUCCAUGCGGCUGCUCCCCAUUUUCUGUGGCCGUUCGCGGUUCAGUACGCGGCGCAUCAGAUCAACCUUCAGCCUCGUGUCUCCUUGCCGGAGACCACACCUACUCUGCGGUGGACGGGGAAGGUUGGCGAUGCGUCCGCGUUUCGUGUCUGGGGAUCUCGAGCUUUUGUCCGCGAUACUACUGCGGACAAGCUGUCCUCCCGUGCCGUUCCCUGUGUCUUCCUUGGCUUCCCUCCUGACGCACCCGGGUGGCAGUUCUACCACCCCACUUCGCGUCGUGUUCUGUCCUCUCAGGACGUCACGUUCGACGAGUCGGUGUCGUACUACCGUCUCUUUCCCUACCGCACUGCCUCUCCCCCCCCCCCGCCGCUCUUCCUCGCACCAGGUACUCCCCUGGUAGACCCCCUCCCCCCCCAGGGUCCUGCCCCCUCAGGUGUGUCCCAGGUAGACCCUGCCGAGCCGGUCGAGGUAGCUGUCGACUCAGGUGCUGCUAGGGGUGCUGAGACUGGGGGUGCUGAGACUGGGGGUGCUGAGUCUGGAGGUGCUCUAGGUGUCCCGUCGCGGCGGGAGCCCCUCUCUCCACAGCGGCUUCGUGAGUGGUACUCUCGGCGCUAUCGAGGUGUUGCUGGUGCUGGAGCUGCUGGAGGUGCUGGAGGUGCGACUGGAGCUACUGGAGGUGCUGGCGCUGCUGGAGGUGGUGCUGGUGCUGGAGCUGCUGGAGGUGCUGCUGGUGCUGGAGCUGCUGGAGGUGCUGUUGGUGCUGUAGGUGCUGGAGGUGCUCCUGGAGCUACUGGAGGUGCUGGCGCUCCUGGAGGUGGUGCUGGUGCUGGAGCUACUGGAGGUGCUGCUGGUGCUGGAGCUGCUGGAGGUGCUGGUGCUGCUGGAGGUGGUGCUGCUGCUGGAGCUGCUGGAGGUGCUGCUGGUGCUGGUGCUGGAGCUGCUGGAGGUGCUGCUGGGAUUGGAGACCCUGGGGCUGAGGGUACCGGUUCUGUCUCUGCUGUUUCUCGAGGCGCUGCGCGGCCGCGGCCGUACUACGUUCCCCUCCUUCAGCAGGUUCUUGGCUCCCCGCCUUCUCCUGGUCCUCCUCCUCCUUUCCUGAGUCCACCGCCUGUCCAGUCUCAGUCGCAGUUGCAGCCGGCCCCUCCCCUGCCUGGUCCUUCUCCUUACUCUGGUCCGACUAGAGGUCUUACGGAGCGUCGUGAGCCUGAGUCGCGUCCUGUGUCGCCUGCGUCUCGUUCUGCGUCGCCUGUCCGCACUGUUCGCGCUGGUCGUGUUUCGCGUCCACGUCUUCCUCCUGUCCCCGGCAGUCACUCUAUGACACUGCGUCCUUCUACUGCUUCACAGCGUGUCCCUCUGCCCUCUCGUCCUGCGUCCUCUCUUCCUGACGGUCCGGACCCGGAGUCUGACUCCCUUCGUGCUGCUAGUCCUACUGUCACGCGCUUUCUGGCCACUGCUGUCACUGACCCUCUACAUCGCUCUUACGCAGAGGCGAUAGAGGGUCCCUACUCUUCUCAGUGGCCUGCAGCCAUGGACGCAGAGAUGGCUUCCUGGAAGUCCACAGGCACCUACGUAGACGAGGUUCCCCCACCUGGGGCGAACAUCGUCAGUGGCAUGUGGAUCUUCAGGGUGAAGCGGCCGCCGGGUUCUCCGCCUGCCUUCAAGGCGCGUUACGUUGCACGUGGCUUCAGUCAGCGACAGGGAGUUGACUUCUUUCAGACCUUCUCCCCUACCCCGAAGAUGACCACUCUUCGGGUACUGCUGCACGUUGCUGCUCAGCGUGACUACGAGCUCCACUCGCUUGACUUCAGCACAGCCUUCCUACAGGGCAGCCUGCACGAGGAGAUCUGGCUGCGCCGCCCACCUGGCUUCACUGGGUCGUUUCCUGCUGGUACCCAGUGGAGCCUCCGGCGGCCAGUCUACGGUCUCCGCCAGGCGCCCCGUGAGUGGCACGACACGCUCAGGACGACUCUUGCUGCUCUUGGUUUUGCUCCUUCCACUGCUGACCCUUCUCUGUUUCUACGCACUGACGCUACUCUGCCGCCGUUCUACGUUCUUGUGUACGUAGACGACCUUGUCUUUGCUACUGCUGACACGGAGGCACUCGCCCACGUGAAGUCCGAGCUGCAGAAGAGACACACGUGCACAGACCUGGGUGAGCUGACAAGCUAUCUUGGCUUGCGGAUCACCCGGGACAGAGCACAGCGCACCAUUACCUUGACUCAGUCACACAUGGUGCAGCAGGUCCUUCAGCGCUUCGGCUUCACCUACUCCUCGCCACAGUCCACUCCUCUACCUACCGGUCACUCGCUCUCAGCUCCACCUUCGGACGAGUCCGUAGAGCCGAGUGGCCCGUAUCCAGAGCUUGUGGGCUGCCUCAUGUACCUGAUGACUUGCACACGACCUGACCUCGCAUACCCUCUCAGCCUUCUGGCUCGCUACGUGGCUCCCGGCAGGCACCGAAAGGUGCACUGGGAUGCUGCGAAGAGGGUGUUGCGAUACUUGUGCAGUACAUCGGGCAUGGGGCUCGUGCUUGGAGGACGGGCUCGAGUUGUCCUCACUGGUCACGCUGACGCCUCCUGGGUUGACGACUUGGCUACGCAUCGGUCGUCACAGGGUUACAUCUUCAGCCUUGGCUCCGGUUCUGUCUCCUGGCGGUCUACCCGCUCUUCUUCUGUUCUCAGCUCCAGUUGGGAGGCUAAGAUCUACGCUGGGGCCAUGGCUGCACAGGAGCUUCGCUGGCUCACCUACCUGCUGACCGACUUGGGAGAGGCGCCUCGUUCUCCUCCAGUUCUGUACGUUGACAACAAGGCCAUGCUGGCCUUGUGUCAAGAGCACAGACUGGAGCACAGAACGAAGCACAUUGCUCUGCGCUACUUCCUUGCUUGA
Messenger RNA from Closterium sp. Naga37s-1, 3408 nucleotides. The record is from the annotation of a GenBank genome assembly. NCBI's taxonomy places the organism in Eukaryota, Viridiplantae, Streptophyta, Zygnematophyceae, Desmidiales, Closteriaceae.